CAAUCGGGCUUUUAUCAACUCGGGUGUUCGCCCUUCCAACUCUUCUUCUGGUUUCUUCGUGUCUUCUUCGUAUUGCCUGCCUGCAAUCCAAGUCUCUCCUCUGCGCCGCCCACUCUGCCCCCGUCGCUUCCGCCUCUCCCGCCUGGCGCCAUCUGCCCGUCCUUCUGCCGGCUUGCCCCCCCCCUUUCGUGCCCCUCGCUGCCGCCUUUGCCGCCCUCCCCUCCAGUCCUUCCGAUCCAUCCUUCCCUCUGAGCAUGGUCCAGAAGACAACCUUUAUUCAGAAACUCUACAGGAUCCUGGAAGACGAAGCCUUCCACCACCUCAUCUGCUGGGGUGAUAGCGGAUCCACCUUUCUUGUUUUGGACUCGCUCGAGUUUUCCAAGAACGUCCUCCCAAAGGUCUUCAAGCACAACAACUACACCAGCUUUGUCCGACAACUCAAUCUAUACGGCUUCCACAAGCUCAACCGCUCGUAUCAUCGUCACAACCUCAACGACGACGUGGAGCAGGUUCCCGAGCCCCGCGAGUUCUUCCACCCAAAGUUCAUUCGAACCCGCCCUGACCUGCUUCCCGAGAUCCGGCGGCGCACCGGCGGCAACGCUCCCGACAACCGCAACACCAACGCCAACACCAACGCCAGCACCGAGUCGACUGACACUGUCAAGGAGGAGCUCAAGCUCAACCGCCCUGUUCUUCAGGCGCCCAUGUUCAAGCCCCCUCAUCCCGUCCACGACGAGAUCGACUCGAUCGGCACCCAGUCUGACCACCAGUACUCGCCUGAAAAGGGAACGCCCGAGGAAGAGGUUGAGCAACGCCGUGCUGCCAGCCAAAUGGAGUCCCUCAUGAAGAGCUGGGAUGCCAGCAAGGAGGGAAACAUGUCCCUGAUGCGUGAUGUCCAGCAAAUGAUGAUGAAGCAGAUCUCGAUGCUGCAGUCCCACAUGCACGAAAUGUCCAAGGAGAUCAAGGACCUGCGGCGACUCGUCUCCUCUGACGCUCGCCCAAGUCGCUACCCGCGGCACUCGCAACGCACCGAGACCAGCCCGACAUAUGCCGUCUCUCCAGCCCAUCCGUCCUCCGCGUCGAGCCAAGCUCUCCCUUCUGUCUCGUCCCUGACCAACAACUACCUCCAGCCUGCCUCAGGGUCGCGCUAUCCGGCUACCUCGCCUCGGCCCGUUUCAUCCACGUCGCUGCAGCCCCCGCCUUCAUUCCAGAUCUCGCCCCCGUCACCUCAGCCCGAGCGCGGACGCUCGCACUACUCCUCAUCCAGCCACCAACCUCGCCACAUUUCGCACUCACCCCUUCCCAGCCACGAAGUCUCAAAGUCGCGGCGCGAGUCCGUCAGCCCCGCACCGGGCCACUUCCCACCCUCCCCAAGAGGCAUCGAUCAACUGGUAGCCGCUGCGCACUCGUCCAACGGCUAUCCAGAGCACGAUCGUGACUACGGCCACGCCAGCCAUCGCAAGAUGUCGAUCUCGUCCUCCCGGGUUGAGGGAGAUGCUCAUCCCCGCCACCCUGGCGCACCGUCGGCCUCUUUGAGUAUCCGUACCGAUUUCGGCCACCACCCUGCUGACAACAGCCAGCGUGACCGCUCGGGUAGCUCGCUGAGUCCCUACGGAUACGGCCACCAUGCCUCGGUUCCUAGCCUGCUGCGGCCGCGUGGAUCGAGCCCCCCGACGCAUCCCGAACCGCAGCGCCAUUCGUCGUCCCGCUAUCACCCAUAUUCACCACCCUCCCAUCCGAGCGCACACCACCACCACAGCCAAAUCGUCGCCGAGCCGAAAAAGUCGCAUUCCCUGCACGUCCCCUCGGCCGACUACAAGUACCGCCCGGGACACGACCAAGGCCACAGCCCAUAUGACAUGAAACACGGCGGUGCCGCUCCCGGCGGCCCCAACGGCGGCAUGUAUGGCCACGAAAUGACAAAGUCGCUGAGUGCCCCCGGCAAGUCCCACGUCCCGAUUGCGCCCAUGCGGAGCCCCUUCCACGACGCCUCUGCCAACAUGGAUACCGACUCCCGCGCAGUCUACAUGGAUCGGACAGAGCGCUCGCUGGGUGCCAUCUAGGCCCACUUAAUCGACAUUGCCUUUCCCUGCGUCUGUUUUUUCUUCUUGUUGUCUUUGAUAAUUUAAUGUUGCCCGUUAGAUUUCCCCAGUGUUGCUGUUGUCUGGGCUCGAUGGGGCGGGGGCAGCACAGGAUGGUGGUGGCAAGCUGCAGCGCUGGCGUGCUGGGUUUCGCCCUCUCCUCCAUCUGCCCCGUCCUCGGAUCCCACCUGCCUCUGUAUGGCCAUACCAUUCAAGCCCUCUCGCUCCCUCUAUUUGCACUCUCUCCUCCAAUACACAAUCACAUCUAUCAAAA
Polychytrium aggregatum is the source of this 2355-nucleotide messenger RNA. Its product is annotated as HSF-type DNA-binding-domain-containing protein. The record is from RefSeq and is a predicted model, not a curated record. Gene Ontology annotation, molecular function: sequence-specific DNA binding; DNA-binding transcription factor activity. The coding region runs from base 255 to 2063 and encodes 602 amino acids. Lineage: Eukaryota; Fungi; Chytridiomycota; Chytridiomycetes; Polychytriales. Gene Ontology annotation, biological process: regulation of DNA-templated transcription. The transcript is spliced from 4 exons.